Molecule: messenger RNA, 1389 nt
Organism: Theileria annulata
Lineage: Eukaryota; Apicomplexa; Aconoidasida; Piroplasmida; Theileriidae
Product: eukaryotic translation initiation factor 2 gamma subunit, putative
Exons: 8
Coding region: 1-1389 (462 amino acids)
Biological process (GO): formation of translation preinitiation complex; positive regulation of translational fidelity
Cellular component (GO): cytosol; eukaryotic translation initiation factor 2 complex
Molecular function (GO): tRNA binding; GTP binding; GTPase activity
Source: RefSeq, a predicted model, not a curated record
AUGACCACAAACGCCGAAGAUCACUUACUAAAACAGGAUCUCUCUACCUUAGAUGUCGCGAAACUUACAUCUUUAACCCCCGAAGUUAUCAGCAGACAAGCCACUAUUAACAUAGGAACGAUUGGACAUGUCGCUCACGGGAAAUCAACAGUCGUGAAAGCGUUAUCUGGAGUCCAUACAGUGCGUUUUAAACACGAAAAGGAACGUAAUAUAACAAUCAAAUUAGGGUACGCAAAUGCUAAGAUAUAUAAAUGUACUAACCCCGAGCAUGAGCCGCCAAGCUGCUAUAAAUCCUACGGGAGUAGUAAAAUAGACGACCCACUGUGUGAAAAACCAGGAUGUGGACAUAAAAUGGAAUUAAAACGACAUGUAUCAUUUGUUGAUUGUCCCGGCCACGAUAUAUUAAUGGCCACAAUGUUAAACGGCGCCGCAGUAAUGGAUGCAGCACUUCUUCUGAUCGCCGGUAAUGAAUCGUGCCCUCAGCCCCAAACCAGUGAGCAUCUCGCAGCAGUUGAGAUCAUGAGACUUAAGAAUAUACUAAUACUUCAAAACAAAGUCGAGCUUAUUAAAGAGUCCCAAGCACUCCUAAGACAACAGGAAAUCAAAAAGUUCAUCUCAGGUACGGCAGCCGACGGAGCACCUAUUAUACCAAUUAGUGCAGUUUUGAACUACAACAUCGAUGUCAUCAGCGAGUAUCUGGUGACGCAAAUAGCUGUCCCGAAACGCAACUUUACCGUCCCGCCACAGAUGAUAAUCAUAAGAUCAUUCGAUGUGAAUAAACCCGGAGAAGAGAUUGAAAAUUUACAGGGCGGUGUGGCAGGAGGAAGUAUACUCUACGGAGUAUUGAAAGUCAACGAUGAAAUUGAAGUCAGACCAGGCAUAAUUUCCAAAGAUCAAAACGGCCAAAUCACAUGUAAAUCAAUCAAAUCAAGAGUGAUAUCGUUGUUUGCGGAGCAGAAUAAUCUCCAGUAUGCAAUACCAGGAGGCCUAAUUGGAGUUGGAACAACGAUGGAUCCAACAUUAACAAGAGCAGAUCGAUUAGUGGGACAAGUGAUAGGAUAUAUUAACACACUACCAGACUGCUUUAUAGAAAUUGAAGUUACGUACUACUUGCUGAGGAGGUUGCUGGGUAUCAAGGUCACUGAUAACGAUAAGAACGUUAAAGUGUCAAAGCUCAAAAAAAAUGAAUUUUUAAUGGUCAAUAUCGGAUCAACGUCAGUUGGAGGCAGAGUUACAGGGAUUAAACCGGACAUGGCAAAAUUCGAGUUAACUGGUCCAGUGUGCACGAGGAUAGGAGAUAAGGUGGCGAUCUCAAGAAGAGUAGACAAGCACUGGAGAUUAAUCGGCUGGGGACAAAUCAACAAGGGGAAAUCACUACAAUUAAUAUAA